This is a messenger RNA of Procambarus clarkii (red swamp crayfish), 4318 nucleotides long. The record is from RefSeq and is a predicted model, not a curated record. Lineage: Eukaryota; Metazoa; Arthropoda; Malacostraca; Decapoda; Cambaridae.
AAAUAGCUGUGGAGAGAACGUUUGUUGACACAUGUAUACAAACCCCAGAACAGUCAAGAGAUUUUAGGCGAAAUUGAGCUAACUCUCAUUUAUUUAACAACCUACUUGUUAAGCUGCCUUACAUCAUGGCGACGAACACAGAGAAGAGAAGACAACUUGAUGAUGAGAUGAGCAGAUUUGAGGCAGAAAUCUCAGGUCCUCCUGGGAUUAGUAGUGUGACAAAUCUGCAGCCUCCUCCAACACCUCCAAGGGCUGUUAUAGGAUCCAAUACCUUUACUCAGGUUCAGCAGCGCUUGCAACAGCAGCAUCCUGAACCUCCUGGCACUGGGCCCUCUGGUCCUCAUGGACCUCCUGGCAUUCCUACUUUAUCUGGUCCUCCAGGUCCAGCUGGUGCGCCUAUUCCUGCAGGACCUACUGGGCCUCCAGGUCUUCCAGGUCCUCCAGGUCCUCCAGGUCUUCCAGGUCCUUCAGGUCCUUCAGGUCCUCCAGGUCCCCCUGGUGUUGCUAUUGGGGUUCAGAGAACACAGAAUGCACCUUCAGUACCCAGUGGAUCAAAUGCAAGCAAUGGUGUUCUGCCAUUACCCCCACCACCAGCACCACCCGGUGGAUACAUUGGGCCACGAUUACCUGGGGACUGUACACCAAAUAGCAGUUCGCCACAACAGCAGCAACAACAACAACAGCAGCAGCAGCAGCAGCAACAGCAACAACAACAGCAACAACAACAGCAGCAGCAGCAACAGCAACAACAACAACAGCAGCAGCAACAACAACAUCAGCAGCAGCAACAACAACAGCAGCAGCAGCAACAACAGCAGCAGCAGCAACAUCAGCAGCAGCAGCAACAGAUGCACCACCAUCACCAACAGCACCAGAUGCACCAGCAGCAACCUAGACCACCACCACCACCUCCUCCAGGCUUCAUUCCACCACAGCUCACUCGCCAACACAUGCACCAUAAUAUGAUGUGUGAUGGUCCUCAGAUGGGUCCAAUGAUGGGUGGAGGCCCUCCUGGUUUUAUGAGACCUCCUGGGCCACCAAGACAUCCUGGGCCACCAGGACCUCCUGGCUAUGGACCACCUCAUGGUCCUCCACAUGGGCCACCAGGUCCACAUGGAUUACACGGGCCCCAUGGGCUACACGGGCCACAUGGGCCACAUGGUCCUCAUGGACCACAUGGACCUCAUGGACCACAUGGGCCUCAUGGGCCUCAUGGACCACAUGGUCAUCAUGGACCACAUGGACCACCUGGUCCACAUGGACCACAUGGACCACCAGGCCCACAUGGACCACCAGGACCACACGGACCACCUGGUCAUGAUCCCCAUGGACCUCAAGGUCAUGGUCCACCAGGUCCCCCAGGUCAUGGUCCUCCUGGAAUGGGUCCACAUGGUCCGCCAGGACAGCACCCUCCACACCCAUCACAACAUGGUCCACAGGGGCCAGGUACUCAUGGCUAUGGUCCACUGGGCCCUAACCAACUGCCUCCCCAUGCACAGGGCCCUCCUCACAUUGGUGGUCCUGGCCUUGGGCCCCCAGGCUCAGGACCACUGAGAGGGCCUCACCCUCCUCCUCCUCCACCUCCUGGCAUGCUACAGUCACAGCAGCAUGGCAAUAUACCUCCUCCACCCUUCAUUCCUGCAAUCAUCUCUAAGCCACCCACUGUCAUCAGUUCAGCCCCUAAGCUCUACUCUGCUCAAGCUGCCAAGAAUGAAAAUAAACCAAAUGAAGCUGCUCCUUCUACCAUUACUGUGCAAGGACCCACUGCACCUCCAGAAGUAACAGUUGAACCAAAAAAGAAGAAAACAAAGACUGACUCCCCAACUGCAGCACAAAUUUCUCAAAUGCUGACUCAAGCUCAGGAAAUGGCAGAAAAGGUUCGAGCCAGCACGAUAACAACAACGAUCUCUCGACAAGAAGGACAAAAUCCUCCACCUGUGGAAGAAAAGAAGAAAGAAGGGAAAGCACGCAGUAAGAAAAACUUAAGAUGUGCUGGUGGACAAAUAUGGGAGGAUCACUCUCUUAAUGAGUGGGAAAGUGAUGAUUUCCGGAUAUUCUGUGGCGAUCUUGGAAAUGACGUUACAGAUGAACUGCUCACUCGUUAUUUUAGCCAUUUCUCAUCAUUUGUGAAAGCGAAAGUGGUGAGGGAUAAACGCACAAAUAAAAGUAAAGGAUAUGGCUUUAUAAGUUUUUCCGAUCCACAAGACUACAUUCGAGCUAUGAAGGAGAUGAAUGGAAAGUACGUGGGAUCACGGCCAAUCAAGCUGCGCAAGAGCACAUGGAAGGAUCGCAAUGUUGACAUGGUGCAGAAGAAGCAGAAGGAGAAGCAGUUGCUGGGCCUCAAGUAGUCGACGACACACCGCUCACCCGGGGCCGAGUCCGUGUUAUAUGGUGUUGCGUAGUGCUGUGACCCGGUGGUGACUAGAAAUCACAAUAGCGUGAUGCAUCAAAUGAACAAAUUCACGAGGGCCGUGACGAGGAUUCGAACCUACGUCUGAGAGCAUCCCAGACGCUGCCUUAAGCGACUGAGCUACGACGUGGUAAAAGAAUGGCAACCAUAAAUUCUACUGAAUUGACUUGGAUCCUGCAGCCUCUCUGAGACACAAACCAGGGUUUUACACAACUCCCCCCUGCACUCGAGCUAUGUCAAUAGGCCGUUCUACCUCUUUGCUCUUACUUCAUUACACACAGAAAUCACAAUAGCGUGAUUUAUCAAAUGAACUCUUUGUUCGAAUCCUCGUCACGGCCCUUGAGGAUUUGUUCACCGUCAUCAUAACAUGUGUGUGGUGGAGCGCUCCAGCAACACCGUCAUCAUGACAGGUGUGUGGCAGUAUUGUGGUGGGGCGCUCCAGCAACACCGUCAUCAUGACAGGUGUGUGGCAGUAUUGUGGUGGGGCGCUCCAGCAACACCGUCAUCAUGACAGGUGUGUGGCAGUAUUGUGGUGGGGCGCUCCAGCAACACCGUCAUUAUGACAGGUGUGUGGCAGUAUUGUGGUGGGGCGCUCCAGCAACACCGUCAUCAUGACAGGUGUGUGGCAGUAUUGUGGUGGGGCGCUCCAGCAACACCGUCAUCAUGACAGGUGUGUGGCAGUAUUGUGGUGGGGCGCUCCAGCAACACUGUCAUCAUGACAGGUGUGUGGCAGUAUUGUGGUGGGGCGCUCCAGCAACACCGUCAUCAUGACAGGUGUGUGGCAGUGUUGUGGUGGGGCACUCUAGCUACACCUUCAUCAUGACAGGUGUGUGGCAGUAUUGUGGUGGGGCACUCCAGCAACACUGUCAUCAUGACAGGUGUGUGGCAGUGUUGCAGCAGUGUACCUCCACAAGGUUUAUAUUACAACCUGUCAUCCAGAAAGUACAGUACAUCAACUACAGGUGGAAUGUAUAAAAGUGAACUGUUGCACUCAAAAAUACACUUUGAUCUAUUAAUUUUAUAGAGGAGCCCUAGAAAGAAGGCAAUAACGAAACCUAAAGUUUCCUAGACCUAGUAUAGCAUAUAUAUAUAUAUAUAUAUAUAUAUAUAUAUACACACACCAUCAUCAUGACUUAUAAUGUACUUAUUUAGGAAUAAAGUUGCAUAUAUUAGGACUAGAAUUGCUUAUUUACGUCUAGGAUAGGUUAGGGUAGGUUAUAUACUUUCUAUUUCAGUUUUUGGCAUACCAUUUGGGGCAUUCCAGUAGUACAAAACAUGAAUUUGUUUUGAGUACAACAGUCCAUUUUUGUGUGUUCUGCUGUUAGUAGCUAUAAGUGCUAUCAUUAUAAAUUUUUGGAGGCUGGGUUUUUAUAUUUUGAGUGUGCUCGAGCAAUUCCCGAAGGUCCCGAGUGCGCCUCGACUAUCGCUGAAGGUCACUCUCCACAUUCUGAGUGGCCUUUAUCUUGACAUAACCACAUCGUUAUAUAAAAAACUGAACACUACUGAGAAACUAAGUAAAUUAAUGAUGUUUUUCUGUAGUGCUGUAUUUUAUUUUAUUUCUUUUGUGACAAUGAAUUUACUUUCAAUUGAUUAAUGGCUAGUACUGUACUUGAAAUUUGGUCCUAGUAACCUACAGUACACAGCCCUACGAAGUAAGAUGUUUACACUGAUUCCGUAGAGAAACCUUAUUACUAGUGUGGUCCACACUGCCUCUGUCACCACCAGAAUACUUACGGUUUCCAAUUUUCUUAUGAGAAGGGAGGGCGGAGGGUAUUUUAUUACUAAUUCUUAAUCCAUUUUGUGGUAUAGUAUUAGUAUUAAUAAAACUAUUUGCUGUCACACUUCGAAUAUUGUUAUUUUUGUGUAUCUUGUACAUAAAGUAGGUAUAAAAUAAAUGCCAUUUUUAAU